GCGGGAUGCAGAGACGCCUAAGGAAUGUAAACGAGCCCGGAUUGCAGCGGAUCCGGGCUGGGUGGAGGAGGAGGAGGAUCGCCGGAGCGUGUGAAACUGGGAGAGCUCUUUCUGGCCUGCCUGCUUUGAGCUGUUCACAAUGCCUCUUGGGAAAGGCUGGAAGAAAACAGUCGAAGACAUUGCCAGUGUCUAUGACAUCAAAGAGAAGCUGGGCGCAGGGGCCUUUUCAGAAGUGGUCUUGGCCCAGGAACAUGGAUCUCAGCGCCUUGUAGCCCUCAAAUGUAUUCCUAAAAAAGCAUUGCGGGGUAAAGAAGCGGCUGUGGAGAAUGAAAUUGCUGUGCUCAAAAAGAUUCAACAUGAGAACAUUGUGGCUCUGGAAGAUAUUUAUGAGAGUCCCACUCAUUUGUACCUGGCCAUGCAGCUGGUGACAGGUGGAGAGCUCUUUGACCGCAUCAUUGAACGAGGCUAUUACACAGAAAAGGAUGCCAGCCAGCUCAUCCGACAGGUGCUGGAGGCUGUGAACUACCUCCAUGAUCUGGGAAUUGUUCAUCGGGAUCUCAAACCUGAAAAUCUCCUAUACGCCACACCAUUUGAGGAUGCCAAGAUUAUGAUUACAGACUUUGGGCUGUCUAAAAUUGAGGCUGAUGGCAUCAUGUCUACAGCUUGCGGAACCCCUGGCUAUGUUGCCCCUGAGAUCCUGGAGCAGAAGCCCUAUGGAAAAGCUGUGGACUCCUGGGCACUUGGUGUCAUCUCCUACAUCUUACUUUGUGGUUACCCUCCUUUCUAUGAUGAGAACGACUCUGAACUUUUCAACCAGAUCCUGAAAGCUGAAUAUGAGUUUGACUCCCCAUACUGGGAUGAUAUCUCUGAGUCAGCCAAAGAUUUCAUCCGACAUCUUCUAGAACGGGACCCCGAGAAACGAUUCACUUGUGAACAAGCUCUGCAACAUCCCUGGAUCUCUGGGGACACAGCUCUCGAGAAGGAUAUUCAUGGAUCUGUGUGUGAGCAGAUUCAGAAGAACUUUGCUCGCAGUCAGUGGAAGCGGGCAAUCAAUGCCACAUCCUUUUUGCGCCAUAUCACCAAGUUGGGACCUGGUGCAGAGGGUGAAGAAAUUGGAGAGGCAACGCCUGGAGGACAGCGUGGAAAAUGGUGACCCCCCAGAGGUGGGUUCACUGAAGAAAAAUAUUGUAUCUUUAACAUCAGCUUAGGUUUCUUUGGAUCCUGGUUUUUACUGAAUUGCUACCCAGCUUAGAUUGAGAAGACCAGUCGCUAUUUCCAGGGCUGCAGACCCAAGAGUUUGUUGAGCAGUGGAAAAAUGCUCAUGGGCAGGUUUUGGACGAUCACAAUUCAUAUGCCUCUCUUUACAAAACAAGUUUACUUCUGGUUAAUUUCAUCCAGGUUUCUGGGUUAACAUAACCUCCUGUUGUAUAUUCAAACCUCAUAGGCUUGUUUGUAGUGAUUGGCCAAUUAGCAGUUCAGGGUGUUGUGUGACCAUGUGACCUCUGUGGAUCCAUUGCCGUGGUAUGCCAGGGUUUGUUUUGCCAAGUUGCCGCAGUCAAUGUGAAUUGUGCAGGGUUUCCCUAGAUCAUUUUGCUGCCUUCCUCUGCAUUAGAUUUCUACCCUGGAAGAGGAAAAUGAGGCAGCAGUGCUGCUGGUGGCAAAUAGCCUGUCUUGUUGUAGCAGAAGUCCUAUAGGACCAAGGCAGAUUAUCUCACGUUCUCCAGAUGUUUUGAACAAGCCCCUGCCAUUGUUUCUGCCUCCUGGGGCUGUCAAGAACCGACAGAGGCGACAACAUCAGGAGGUCACUAGGUUUCUUCCUGGUAGAGAGAGUGGGCUGUGAAAAGAGUGCUGCAGAGAAUCUCAUAAAUAUACUUGAAAAUGUGUAACCGUGUCCAAAAACAGGUACAAAAGUCACACAAGUGCACAGUGCCAAACAGGUUCUGAGCUAUAAAGCAUAAACUCUGUGUAUUACACGAAUGAGUGGUUGUUUCCCUCACUUCAGCUGGUGCAGCUGAUGAACCAGAAAGUCUCAGC
Messenger RNA from Candoia aspera, 2034 nucleotides. RefSeq names its product pregnancy up-regulated nonubiquitous CaM kinase (gene PNCK). The record is from RefSeq and is a predicted model, not a curated record. Gene Ontology annotation, molecular function: calmodulin binding; calcium/calmodulin-dependent protein kinase activity; ATP binding. Gene Ontology annotation, cellular component: intracellular anatomical structure. The coding region runs from base 140 to 1153 and encodes 337 amino acids. The transcript is spliced from 11 exons. Lineage: Eukaryota; Metazoa; Chordata; Lepidosauria; Squamata; Candoiidae. Gene Ontology annotation, biological process: peptidyl-serine phosphorylation.